This is a messenger RNA of Hipposideros armiger (great roundleaf bat), 2119 nucleotides long. It is a transcript of the gene TMEM265, whose product is annotated as transmembrane protein 265. The coding region runs from base 1473 to 1799 and encodes 108 amino acids. Gene Ontology annotation, cellular component: membrane. The record is from RefSeq and is a predicted model, not a curated record. The transcript is spliced from 2 exons. NCBI's taxonomy places the organism in Eukaryota, Metazoa, Chordata, Mammalia, Chiroptera, Hipposideridae.
AGACCAUAGUACCUCAUCUCUAACCCAGUAUUUAUGUAUCUUUGAGGCAGAAAUCUCCAUCCAAGAAGAGAGAAGAUUUGGUAAAUCUGACCUGGCAGGGUGCCUCAGUCCCUCCAACUCAGACCUCUCUCUUCCCCUCUGUUCCCCUAGUUCCCACACUCCCUCGGCCCUCCAAUGCCUUAGACUUUCCCCUGCUUUAUCUCUUGCUCAGGCACGUUCACUCCUUUUCCAGAACACAGGCCUUGCUACCUGUAGUUGCUCCCAUCCUUUUUCCUUUCUUGCUUUCCUCCCUCAAGCCAAACUGGUUUGAGCCAGCCACACCCCCAUCUGAGGUGGGGUGCUCAGGUGGUGCUGGCCACCCAGUCCCACCCCUGGGCUUGGCUAGGAGCCCUGAGUCAGCUCCAUCUCUACCCACGCCAAGUCAAACCUGAGCAGAAGCCGAAACUCCCAGUCCCUCAAGGCCUAGAGCCAGGUAAGAGCCCCCGUUCAUUUCUACAUUCUCUCUUGACAGCUCCCUGGACCCUCUCCCCCGACGUCUGUCUGUGUUUACCUCACCUGGGUUUUUUCCCCAUACACACUUCUGCAGCUCUGUGGCAUGUGUCAUUCUUCUUGCUGCUUUUUCACCCUUUCUAUACUUCGUUGCUUGUGUUCAGAGAAACUGCAGAUGUUUCCAUUUUGUCUAGGCUAUAGGGGAAUGGUUGGAGAUAAGGUGGAGAGGUAAUUUGGUGCCAGAGCUCAGAAGUCCUGAGAAAUGGGGAGUUGAGAAAUAAUGAAGGAGGGUAUCAUUAUGCAGGUUUCUGUGUGGGUGAUGAGGUCAUUCGGACGCUGAGCUAAUCUGAUUGUGUCAUGUGGCCGGCUUUGAAAUGGAAAGAGGAGGUGGCAGGAGGGAGUCAGCCUAGAGAGGAAGGCCCCAAUUUGGGAAGGUGAGUUCUCUGAUGGUGAAUUUCCUCACUAUACAGAGAGCAUAUAUGGGUGGUUUCCCCUCCUCUCUCCCAUCCCCAGACUUGUUGGCACAUGAAAUGGCUGCUUUGCUCGAAGUAGGGUGCGGGAUAUAUUCUCUGUUCCCUCCUUGGUGUCAGGCAGUCGGAGGAACUCCAGGGAAUUUAGGGCCCUUUGACACACAGCUUAAAAUCUGACUGGGACAGUUUCAGAUUCCCAGCAGCUGUUGCAAUUCUGUUUUUCUCCUUCCCAGCAUAGCACCUGUCUUUGGGCUUCUCCCCACUUGUCAAAACAGCAAGUAAUACAGAUAAUACUGUGUUCACAUGGCUUGUCUGUGGAGACUCCAAACCUUAGGCCAAGGACCUGAGAUUUCCUCUCUUGGUCCAAGUCACUCAAGGAAUUCCCCUUACAGAAAAGUGGCAUUCCUGAGGGCUGUGCCCCUGGCCACUAGGACAUGAUCAGAGGGGUGGAGUCUGUGAGCCAGGCCUCGGCUCGGUUGGGCUUGAAAGUACCGUGACUGUCGCCCACAGGUAAUGGAGGACGAGGAGAAGGCGGGUGCCAUCUUGGUGAGCACCAUGGACGCGGCUCCUCCAGCCCCCACCCGCUGCUGCUGGCGCCGCCUAUGCUGCUUGGCGGCCACCAGCGUUAUCUGUGGCUGCUCCUGCCUGGGAGUCAUGGCCCUCGUGUUUGCCAUCAAGGCGGAAGAAUGGCGCAAGGCAGGCCAGUCGGAGGAGGCCGUGCGCUGGGCGGCCCGGGCCCAGAAGUUCAUCCUGGCCAGCUUUGCUGUCUGGCUUUCUGUCCUCGUCCUGGGUCCCCUGCUUCUGUGGCUGCUCUCUUACGCCAUCGCCCAGGCUGAGUGACCCUGGAUGGCCUCUGCUGAGUCAGCCGAGACCUGGAUCCUGCAGUGCGGCAGCGCUAGGGUCCAGGGCAGUGGUCCUUCCUGGCUGCACGGACGGUCUUUCCCUCAAAGGGCGUUGAGCUCCUCUUUCUGGCCCUUUAUAAAAGGAGGCGGCAGCUGAGACUGAUGAUGUCAGCCUGCUCUGUUCUUUCAGUGCCCACCGUUCCCUGUUCCCCCCCCCGCCCCCAACUCAACCCCUCUUAGGGGCCUCUACCCAGAGGUGGGGUGUAAGACCAGGCCUGAUUGUAUUAGAAUUUGUUUUGUAAUAAAAACCUUUUUUUA